AAAAAUUUGUUCGAGGAAUUAUCCAUAUGUUAUCCAAUAGUUGAUCAGGUCUCUAGUCAAAUUUCAAAAAGAAGAUAAUACAUUCAAAUCUCAAAUUGUUUUUGAGACCCCCUCUAUUUCUGUAACUAUGUGUCCUCGAUAUUUGUAUACACUUACUAAGUUCAACCUGGGAACAUUCAAAUUAUGCAAUUGAAAUCAAUUUUGAUAAGAUAAAAAAACCUUACAUUGUUUAUUUCAAGGGUUAGCAAUAAAUAUUAGUUAUCAGAAGAUUAUUAUAACUCACACUAAUCGAGAUAGCUACCUAGUUAAAAACAGUUUAGAAGUGUUUAAAAAUCUUAAUCUUAUGUUCUCUAUCAGUACUCGUAUAACAACAAGCGUGCAACUGUUUCCUUACCUGCAGUUCCGAGUGAAACUUUCUGAAUUUGUAUAGAAAUCAAAAUGAGUAUCAGACAACUUAGUACUGAAUUAGCAAAGAAUGCUGAAGAUAUCUUAGGAGAAAGGCCGGAUAACCUUUUGGAGGACAUAAAAGCUAUCCGAUCUUGGAUAGAAAAACAACCAUAUUUGAUAGCCCGUGAUGAUGAACAAUUUAUUGUUACCUUUCUUCGAGUUUGUAAAUUCCGACUUGAAGAAACCAAACGAAGAAUUGAAGCAUAUUUAACGUGUAAGCAAUUUUACUCGGAAUUGUUUAGAAUUCGUCCAGUUGAUUGGAAGGUCUUGGACAUAGUUCGAAGUGGAUUUUCAUGUGCCCUUCCCGAACCAAAUCCAAAUAAUGGCGCAAGGAUUAUCAUUUCACAAUUCGCUCACUUCAACCCUCAAAAACAUAAACUGCGUGAUUUUUUCAAGGUUAAUUUUAUGUUAUUUGAAAUAAUGGCUUUUGAAGACGACGUCACUGGUGUUAACGGUUUGGAGCAGGUCAUAGAUCUGAAGAAUUGUACUUUCCAACAGACUCUUCACUUUGAUCCGAUGGAUUUGAAGAAGAUCUAUCACUACCAAGAGCAGUGUGUUCCAGUUCGUCUGCUUAGGAUUCAUAUAAUUAAUUUGAGACGAGAAUUGCAAGCUGCUUAUAAACUUGCUAAUGGAAUUCUGCCAGCGGAUAUUCCAUUUGAGAUUCUAUUGCAUGAAAAAGAAGAAGACUUAUACAAUUUUAUACCUCUUGAGUCUCUUACUGAUGAGUAUGGUGGCAAAAACGGAACCAAACAAGAAUUAAUUCAAGAGACUGAGAAAAUCUUUCAAGAUCAUGUGGAAUAUUUUGAAAAAGAUGCUCUCCUCGGAACAAAUGAAAAACUUCGACACGAAUCCCAGAAUUUCAAUCUUCAAACUGAUUUUGGAGUCGAUGGAAGUUUUAGAAAAUUAGAAGUAGACUGAAAAAGUUUUUAUAAUUUAUUCUUUUUUAUUUAAUUCAGAGAAUUAACUUAAGAUUUAUACAUAAAUAUUUUUGUAUUUAUACAUUAAUUUUAUAUUCUAUGGAAAAUUUUAUUCUUAUUCAAAUAGUUUACUUAAACUCUAAAAAUGUUAAGG
Molecule: messenger RNA, 1518 nt
Organism: Eupeodes corollae
Lineage: Eukaryota; Metazoa; Arthropoda; Insecta; Diptera; Syrphidae
Exons: 3
Coding region: 439-1365 (308 amino acids)
Cellular component (GO): membrane
Molecular function (GO): phosphatidylinositol bisphosphate binding
Source: RefSeq, a predicted model, not a curated record